AUGCAACCAGAUUUAUCACCACAUCUUCAUACUGAUGAAUAUGAAUGGGUUUGGAAGUGUACUAAACAGGAACGUAUUUGGAGAAGAGACACAAAUCCAAGUUAUGGUAAAAGAACUUAUGAAUCAAAACGAUUGCCUAUUGAAUAUUGGACACCAACAUUACAUAAAUUGAAAUCUGAAGGAAAAAUAAAUAUAGAUGAAUCAAAUGGUUGUAAAAUAUAA
Messenger RNA from Strongyloides ratti, 222 nucleotides. Its product is annotated as COX assembly mitochondrial protein 2 homolog. The transcript is spliced from 3 exons. Bases 1 to 222 code for a protein of 73 amino acids. The record is from RefSeq and is a predicted model, not a curated record. Lineage: Eukaryota; Metazoa; Nematoda; Chromadorea; Rhabditida; Strongyloididae.